Molecule: messenger RNA, 2329 nt
Organism: Salvelinus sp. IW2-2015
Lineage: Eukaryota; Metazoa; Chordata; Actinopteri; Salmoniformes; Salmonidae
Source: RefSeq, a predicted model, not a curated record
UAGAACUGUUUGGCCAUAAUGACCAUCGUUAAUUGUACUUCAACUGUACUUACUCAUACUCUGGGUUAAGGUUAUAGCCAUUUUAGUCAUAGGCCACCUGUCCCUGAUCAUCGAUGUAAUACCCUGACUGGUAGAAGUCUUGUUCACAUUUCUGAAAGUCCCCCAUUGCUGUGGAGUAGGUGGAAAAGAUGAAGAUAAAGAUCAUUACUGUAACAGUAGAGUGAAGUAAGGGGCCCUUUUGAGGAGGGCUGCUCAGUUCCCACAUGUUAUAUCACGAAACGAGUUGCCAACCAAAUCACAAUUUUAUAAGCUACAAAUUAAAAUACAAAUAGAUGACCUAUUGCGCUUCAUUCUUUGGUCAAUAUAAUACUGACACUACAGCAGAAAAUACAUGCCAGAUAUUCAAACAGCAGGUUUCACUCAAACUGCUAAGGCCAGAUCAUAAUUAGUUACUGGGAUUGCCUUAUUGUUGAGUUCAGAUUUCAAACCUUGAGGUAAAUUCUGAGCAAGACCUCCUGUUAUGUUGUCAGGGGAGAGAUUUGAAAGAACAUUUGAAGGCUGUGUGGGGAUGUACAAAUGUAUAAAUAGUUUCCUCUAUUUGAGCUGGGGGCAUGAUAACCCCAGAGAAGUAGACUAAGUAGCCCACUUUCUAUCUAAUCUAUUUCUUAAUUUCCUAUUCUUUUUUUUCUCUUUUUUCAAGGUUUAGUAAUAUGUCUUAUGGAAAUUAAGCCAGUUGCAGAAAUGCAAUGGUUUUGGAUACUGGGUGCUACUGAACAGAAUGAACAAUUUCCACUGUUUACAUGGCUCUUAUUUUGAAGGAUUUUCGAACAGCUUAAAUCAGAUGUUGCUGGCUCAACAUGGGUUAAGCCAGUCAUAUGAUUUCCCUGUGGGCAAAGCUGCUUACUUAAAAUAAAAAAUAUAUAAUAAUUUAAAAAAGGGGUAAUAGUGGAUUAGCAUUCAUACAUUUACAAGGUAGUAAUACAUUUACAUUUUGUUCUACAUAUGAAAAACCACCAAGUCCAGCUAACUAGCUAGCUACCUUGCUAAACCUAGUAUCAGCUGGAGAUAAAUUAGCUGUCAACGAAAUAGCAAGGAAAGCUAGGAAGAGCACAAAAAAGACCUGCUGAUAUUCUCAACAUUUACAGACAUUCUUACCAUAAUUCAGUUCUCUUCUAGCAAUUGACGGUGGAAUAAAAUACGUAAUAUUUCCACCAUGGUUGAUGUAAGUAUAAAUUAUUUGAACACAAUCAUUGAUUACAUUAAUCUCUAGCUAGCUGAAGUCAUAGCCAGUUGCUACACCAGUGUAGUAGCUACCAGGGGCACAACUUUCACUGGGGGCACAACUUCCCCCCCCACAUUCUGAAGUUGCAUUUAAAAAAGUGGCAACAGUGGGGUAAAAAAGGGGUAAACCCCCCCCCCCAGUUUUAUCAUUGGAAUGUGAUACAAAAUGAGGCAACGGUGUGCUUUAGGACAGCUCCGAGUGGUAGGGUAGGCUUUUUGGAGUGUUUAUGUGACAAAUAAAAAUAAUAACUAUGCCUCCCCCCACUUCUAAAACCAUAGUUGCACCCCUGGUAGCUACCUAUCUUGUCUCUAUCUUGACACAUUUUGUUGCAGGACUUGAAGAGAUACUUGUACAAACUGUUACCAAGGUAUGUUUGUUUGUUAUAUGAUUGUGUUCAUUGUGAUUCUUCUGUUGCUGAAACCUAAUAUUGAACUUGGGAAUCCCUAAUGUGAAAAGUGAAUUUCAGUAGUUUGAAUUAUGACAAAGGAGUUAUGUCAUGUGCUGCUCUUCUUCUCCUUAUCCACCAGUUUUGAGGGUCUUCAUGCAAUCAUAGUGACAGAUAGGGAUGGUGUCCCAGUUAUUAAAGGUAGGUCUCCCUCACAACUGUGUUUUGUUCUUAAAGCUAGGUCAUUUAGUUGACCUUUUCUUGUCCUUGUCCAAUGUGUUGUGCUCAGUGUACCUGCUGCAUUCUCCUUCAGUGGCGAAAGAUAAUGCACCAGAAUAUGCUCUACGGCCAGGCUUCCUCUCCACCUUUGCAUUGGCCACCGACCAGGGCAGUAAGCUAAGGCUCUCUAAAAACAAGAGUAUCAUCUGCUACUAUAACACAUGCCAGAUUGGGCAGUUUAACCGGUUACCAUUGGUGAUCAAUUUCAUCGCAAGCAGUAGUGCCAACACAGGUUUGAUUAUCCGUCUGGAAAAGGAGCUCGUACCACUAAUCGAAGAGCUACGGCAGGUAGUGGAGGUUGCUUAGGAGUGUAUCACCUUGACAGCAAUGGGACUAUUCUGUGACAGAGUCAGUCAUGAAAAAGGAUCUACCUGAAAAUAUUA